ACGGCAAAACCUUAAACAUAAAUACCAAUCAAUUUCAAACAACAGAUGACACUCACACUUGUUCCCUAUGUUCCAUUUUUCUCAAUCCAACAUUGGUUAACACUAACAUGGGUGUCUGUUUCGGAUCACUCUCUCGCCUACCGCCACCCUCUUCCCUCAACAUCCUUCACACUUCAGGAGGUAAAGUUUGGGAGAUGGGAAGUAGUGAAAGUGGAAAGCUUCUAGAGAUGUCAAACUUGAAGGUGUUUAGCUAUGGAGAUUUGAAAAUUGCAACAAAGAGUUUCAAGUCAGAUGCUUUGCUUGGAGAAGGUGGUUUUGGUAAAGUGUAUAAAGGUUGGUUAAAUGCUGAAACACUUGCUCCUGCUAAAGCUGGUUCUGGAAUGAUGGUGGCUAUCAAGAAAUUGAAACCUGAUAGUUUGCAAGGUGUUCAAGAAUGGCAGACAGAAAUCAACUUUUUAGGAAGGAUUUCUCAUCCCAACUUGGUCAAGCUACUUGGUUAUUGUAGGGAUGACGAUGAAUUUCUACUUGUGUAUGAGUUUAUGCCAAGGGGAAGCUUGGAGAACCAUCUAUUUAGAAGAAAUACUAACAGAGAGCCACUUUCUUGGAAUACUCGACUCGAAAUAGCUAUUGAUGCAGCUAGAGGUUUGGCUUUCUUGCAUUCUUCAGAAAAACAAGUCAUAUAUAGAGAUUUUAAGGCUUCUAAUAUACUUCUUGAUGGGAAUUACAAUGCAAAGAUUUCAGAUUUUGGGUUGGCUAAAUUUGGACCAUCAGAGGGAGAUACACACGUGAGUACUAGGAUCAUGGGUACACAUGGUUAUGCUGCCCCAGAAUAUAUUGCAACAGGUCAUUUGUAUGUGAAGAGUGAUGUUUAUGGAUUUGGUGUAGUGCUACUUGAAAUGUUGACAGGAUUGCAAGCACAUGAUUCAAAAAGGCCUUCAGAGCAGCAGAAUCUGGUUGAAUGGAUUAAACCUUCUCUAAGAGAUAAAAGAAAGUUGAUAAGUAGCAUAUUGGAUAGUAGGCUAGAAAGCCAAUGUUCACCAAAGGCAGCGUUAGAAACAGCUAAGCUUAUUCUUAAAUGCCUUGAACAUGACCCUAAAAAACGUCCUUCUAUGAAAGAUGUUUUGGAGACAUUGGAAGGCAUAAAAGCUAUUAAGGAUAGAAGGAAGAUAUCCAAGAAUCACGGCACUAAAUCUGCAGCUAAUAGCUAUGUAUAAUUUACAAAAACUAAUUUGUCCAUUUAAAAUUUGAGGGUGAACAUUUGAUUCAGUGAAUAGGUUUUUUCAGACACUUUCUAGUCAUUUAUAUGUUUUAUUUUGUUAGUUGGAGGAGAAAUUCUUUUAUUUUUCCCUCGCUGUUUACGUUGGUCCCAAUUUUUUAAAGUGGGAAAAUGUGUUCUCUUGUAAGUAUGGUUAUUCCUUUGUCAAAACAAAAAGGCUACUUCCUGAAAAACCGAUGUACUUUCUUGUGUUGUGUUUGUAUGACUCUCUUCCAAUAGUUCA
Molecule: messenger RNA, 1499 nt
Organism: Vicia villosa (hairy vetch)
Lineage: Eukaryota; Viridiplantae; Streptophyta; Magnoliopsida; Fabales; Fabaceae
Product: probable serine/threonine-protein kinase CST
Exons: 5
Coding region: 108-1214 (368 amino acids)
Biological process (GO): protein phosphorylation
Molecular function (GO): protein kinase activity; ATP binding
Source: RefSeq, a predicted model, not a curated record